Molecule: messenger RNA, 753 nt
Organism: Penicillium angulare
Lineage: Eukaryota; Fungi; Ascomycota; Eurotiomycetes; Eurotiales; Aspergillaceae
Product: dienelactone hydrolase family protein
Exons: 4
Coding region: 1-753 (250 amino acids)
Molecular function (GO): hydrolase activity
Source: RefSeq, a predicted model, not a curated record
AUGUCCGGAAUCAGCAAGGCUUGUUGCUCUAUCCCCCCUGUCGUAUCUAAGGGAUACCAGGCCAAGGGCUCCUACCAGACUAUCAAUGGCUUGAAGACAUACGUUACUGGCCCUGAGACUGCCACCAAGGCUAUCUUGCUUGUCUACGACAUCUUCGGCUUCUUCGACCAAACCAUCCAGGGCGCCGAUAUCCUCGCCAACUCCGCCGAGCAGAAAUACAAAGUCUUCAUCCCCGAUUUCUUCGAGGGCAGUCCCGCCGAUAUCUCCUGGUACCCACCAACCACAGACGAGCACAAGAAGCUCCUCGGCGAAUUCUUCUCCACCAAAGCCGCCCCGCCCAACAGCCUGCCUAAGAUCCCUAAGAUUGUCGAGCAGGCUAAUGCCCUCGCUCCCAACGGUGCCUUUGACUGGUCUAUUCUCGGCUUCUGCUGGGGUGGAAAGAUCGCUGCGCUCUCUGUUGCGGGUGAUAAUCAGAUCUUCAAGGCUGGUGCUCAGUGUCACCCUGCUAUGGUUGAUCCUAAUGAUGCAAAGACUAUUAAGGUCCCCUUUGCUGUGUUGGCUUCGAAGGAUGAGCCUGCUGCUGAUGUUGAGGCUUUCAAGGCUAAUUUGAAUGUUCCUACUCAUGUCGAGACUUUUGGAACUCAGAUUCAUGGCUGGAUGGCUGCGAGGUCGAAUUUGGAUGAUGAGGAGAAUAAGAAGGAGUAUGAGCGUGGCUAUAAGACUAUUCUUCAAUUCUUUGGGCAGCAUGCGUAA